AUGUUCCGUACCUCAUCUCGCUCCCUUUGGGGCAUUGCCUCAAGAGCUUCUUCCAAUCGAGCUUCGCAAUUCCUCCCCCGCGCAUCAAUUGCGCCUCUUUUGCGUCAACAGCGCGCCGUUUACUCUAGCAAAUCCGACGACGAGAAUCCUCCCCCUCCCAAGCAGCCCAUUGACAUUGAAGCUGAGCGCAAGCGCGGACAAGAGCUCCUCCAAUCCAACCCAAGUGUUGUCUCAUCUAAGAGUUCGACCGCCAAUGCUUCGUCUACAGCUCAGGGCUCCAAGAGUGCUGACCAGGACAUGACUAGCGAGCUUAAGCAUGAUAUCGACGUUGUCAAAGACACCUUCACCUUUACAGACGUCCCCCGCGAGUCGAGCAUCCUCGGUUUGGCUGGCACACUACCCUACCUAGGAACUUCGCUUUCAACCGUCUUCCUCGCCUGGGACCUGAACAAGCCCAUUCCUACAGGCAACUCCUUCUACGAUGCUAUCAUGAUCGAUCACGAAACAGCUAAAUACCUACUGAGCGUAAUUGAGCCUCUACAGCUUGGAUACGGUGCUGUCAUCAUCUCUUUCCUUGGCGCUAUUCACUGGGGUCUCGAGUACGCUGAGAAGCAACCCCUUCGUGAACGCACCCGUUUUCGCUAUGGCAUGGGUCUUGCAGCUUCCAUUGUCGCAUGGCCAACUCUUAUGCUCCCCGUAGAGUACGCGCUCACCUCUCAAUUCAUGGCUUUCGUGGCUCUGUACUUUGCCGAUUCCCGCGCCGCGACAAAGGGAUGGGCGCCUCGAUGGUACGGAUCAUACCGCUUCCUUCUCACAGCUAUGGUUGGCUUCGCUAUCUUUAUCUCCCUCAUCGGCCGCGCCAAGAUCAAGCAGGGCGAUGCCAUCACUGCCAAGGGCCUAAGCGACAACUUCGCCAGGUCCGGUAUUGCUGAUCACGAUACCAACUGGGAGAAGCUAGAGGCUGAGGAGAAGGCACGUCGACGAAAGGAAAAGGAGGAGGAAGAAAAGAAGGCAAAGGAGGCUGAGAAGAAGAAGAAGGCAGAGGAGAAGAAGGGUAAGAAGAAGGACAGCAAGGGCGAUGACAAGACUAAGAAGGGCGACGACAAGAACAAGGCUUCUGAAGAGGGUGACAAGAAGGGCGAUGAGAAGAGCGAGAGCAAGGACAAGGAUGCUGAGAAGAAGGACGAUGACAAGGAUUCUGAGUCUAAGGACGAGGGUGAGUCCAAGGAUGACAAGAAAGAGUCUGACUCAAAGGAUGAGUCCAAGGACGAAGACAAAAAGUCCGAGUCCGAUGAAGAGAAGUCUGACAAGGAAGAGAAGUCAGAGGAAUCAUCCGACAAGGAGUCAAAGGACGACUCUAAACAAGACUCCAAGAAGAAGGACGAUAAGAAGGACAAGUCCGAAGACAAGAGGGAGGAAAAGCCCGAGGAAAAGAAGGACGAUAAAUCUCAGGGUAAGAAGGACAAGAAGGAAUAA
Messenger RNA from Fusarium subglutinans, 1476 nucleotides. Its product is annotated as MNN4-regulates the mannosylphosphorylation. Lineage: Eukaryota; Fungi; Ascomycota; Sordariomycetes; Hypocreales; Nectriaceae. The record is from RefSeq and is a predicted model, not a curated record. The transcript is spliced from 3 exons. Bases 1 to 1476 code for a protein of 491 amino acids.